AUGUCAAGGCCACGAACGCCGACAGCGGUGCCUUCAUCGCCAUCGGGCGACCGCGGCUCCGUCAACGAGGGACGGGGUGAGGCCGCCACGAGCCUCUGGCGGGGACAGAAGCGACGGCAUUAUGACCACGAAAGCCAGUCGCUGCACCGCGUCGUCAUGGCCAGCACAACGGUCGAGAUGGGGACAUGGACAAGGCGCCGGCGGCGAGGGCUGUCAUUCAGGGCGGCCAUCGCCACGCCCCGAGUGGGACGACAAGGGCCGCAAUCCAUGUCCAGCCGCCGGCGGCAGGUCCCUGACGGGAGGUCGAGCGCAUCAUGGACGCCAGGCCAGCAGUUGGCGGUAGGAGCAUGGAGCGGGAGAAUGCCUACCAGCUGUACCAGCAGCUCUUGGUGGUCAUUGUCGGAAACCCAACCGUGGCACUGCCGACCCUUCGCCGGCACCAAGAUGAGCCAAACCUCCGACGUAGCGGCUGGGAGAGUGACUGUCAAUGACCAUUCUUCGAAUAUUAGUCGGGGUCAAAGCCGCUACAGGUCCCUAGCCACUGGCCAUGCGGAGGAUACAACGAACGUUGUCGUUGCCCUACUAGCUCGCCAUAUCCUCGUUUAUUCUUCUGCCGAUGGCGCAGUUGCUCUGUAA
Molecule: messenger RNA, 636 nt
Organism: Gaeumannomyces tritici R3-111a-1
Lineage: Eukaryota; Fungi; Ascomycota; Sordariomycetes; Magnaporthales; Magnaporthaceae
Exons: 1
Coding region: 1-636 (211 amino acids)
Source: RefSeq, a predicted model, not a curated record